CAAUUAACAAAGGCAAUCUGUUUUUUCCCCUACAGAUAUACUCAUUUUCUCCAGGGACUUGAGCAAUCGACUAAACAAAAUGAAGUUUUUGUGGCUAUUAGUGGCGCUGGUCUGCGCCGUGUCUGCCGAUGAUGACGACAAAAGGGACAAUGUGGGCACUGUCAUUGGCAUCGACCUGGGGACCACUUACUCUUGCGUUGGUGUCUUCAAGAAUGGCCGUGUCGAUAUCAUUGCCAACGACCAGGGCAACCGCAUCACUCCAUCCUACGUGGCGUUCACCAGUGAGGGUGAGCGUCUGAUCGGUGAUGCCGCCAAGAACCAGCUGACCUCCAACCCAGAGAACACGGUGUUUGAUGCCAAGAGGUUGAUUGGUCGCACAUGGGCCGACUCUUCUGUCCAGCAAGACAUCAAGUACCUGCCUUUCAAGGUGAAUGACAAGAAGAGCAAGCCUCACAUCCAAGUUGACAUUGGUGGUGGUCAGAUGAAGACAUUUGCCCCAGAGGAGAUCUCUGCUAUGGUUCUGACCAAGAUGAAGGAGACCGCCGAGGCUUAUCUGGGCAAGAAGGUCACUCACGCUGUGGUCACUGUUCCGGCCUACUUCAAUGACGCCCAGCGCCAAGCCACUAAAGAUGCCGGCACCAUUGCUGGGCUCAAUGUGAUGAGGAUCAUCAAUGAGCCAACUGCUGCUGCCAUCGCUUACGGCCUGGACAAGAAGGAUGGUGAAAAGAACAUCUUGGUGUUCGACCUGGGCGGCGGCACCUUCGACGUCUCGCUGCUGACCAUCGACAAUGGUGUGUUCGAGGUGGUGGCCACCAACGGUGACACCCACCUGGGAGGGGAGGACUUUGACCAGCGUGUCAUGGAGCACUUCAUCAAGCUGUACAAAAAGAAGACUGGCAAGGACGUGCGCAAGGACAACCGUGCCGUGCAGAAGCUGCGUCGUGAGGUGGAGAAGGCCAAGCGGGCACUGUCUGCCCAGCACCAGACCCGCAUCGAGAUCGAAUCCUUCUUUGAGGGCGAGGAUUUCUCCGAGACCUUGACCCGUGCCAAGUUUGAGGAGCUCAACAUGGAUCUGUUCCGGUCCACGAUGAAGCCCGUGCAAAAGGUGCUGGAAGACUCUGACCUGAAGAAGUCCGACAUUGACGAGAUCGUCCUGGUUGGCGGCUCCACACGUAUCCCUAAAAUCCAGCAGUUGGUGAAAGAGUUUUUUAAUGGCAAAGAGCCCUCCAGAGGAAUCAACCCCGACGAGGCCGUCGCCUAUGGCGCUGCCGUACAGGCUGGCGUGCUGUCCGGAGAGGAGGAUACCGGUGAUGUGGUUCUAUUGGAUGUAUGCCCUCUUACUCUUGGCAUUGAGACUGUGGGAGGAGUCAUGACCAAGCUGAUCCCCAGGAACACCGUGGUGCCUACCAAAAAGUCUCAAAUCUUCUCCACGGCCUCGGACAACCAGCCUACUGUCACCAUCAAGGUCUAUGAAGGUGAGCGUCCCCUGACGAAGGACAACCACCUGCUGGGCACCUUUGACCUGACGGGCAUCCCCCCCGCACCACGUGGCGUGCCACAGAUCGAGGUCACCUUCGAGAUCGACGUCAAUGGCAUCCUUCGAGUCACGGCGGAGGACAAAGGCACGGGCAACAAGAACAAGAUCACCAUCACCAACGACCAGAACCGUCUGACGCCCGAGGACAUCGAGCGCAUGGUGAACGAUGCCGAGCGCUUUGCCGACGAGGACAAGAAGCUGAAGGAGCGCAUCGACGCCCGCAAUGAGCUGGAGAGCUACGCCUACUCGCUGAAGAACCAGAUCGGCGACAAGGAGAAGCUUGGCGGAAAGCUGUCCGAUGAAGACAAGGAGACCGUCGAGAAGGCCGUAGAAGAGAAGAUCGAGUGGAUGGAGUCGCACCAGGAGGCCGAUCUGGAAGAAUUCCAGGCCAAGAAGAAGGAGCUGGAAGAGGUGGUGCAGCCCAUCAUCAGCAAGCUCUAUGGCAGUGCGGGUGCCCCGCCACCAGAGGGUGCUGAAGAAAAGGAUGAGUUGUAAGCUGAUCUAGUCACUCAGUCACCUCCUUUAAAAAGAAAAAAAACCCACAUUGAUGUACAUAUUGGACCGAUGGGACUCAUUGUGAGAGGGAGGGGCGGCCAUACGGAAUCUCCGAAAGACUUUUGAAGCGAGUUUCAGUUCGUUUGGUGUUUCUCUUCGCCGGUUGGUGGAGAUAUGUCAGCCUGGAUUCUCAAGGCUCACUGCUGCUGUUCUCAGGCAGUCCUGAUGGGGAUCACGUAGUACUAGUCGUAGUAGAGGGUGGGAGGGGGGAGGGUUUGCUCUUCAUGGGUAGCCUGCUUAAUGGCUCCUCAAUGCCAAAAGUUAUUUAUUGAAUCUGGAAAGGCAGUGAAAUAAAUGUUUGAUACAAAAUAAGUUGUUUCCACUUCUAUUUUCUCUGCGAUCAGUGUCUCAUGAUGCAGUUAAUCGCAUUAUACCUCCCCCCCCCCCCCGGUUGAAUUAAAUCCCCCCCAGCAUGAUGCUGCCAUUGCCACAAUCAUGCUUCACUGUAAAUAUUUUGGGGUUCUGAGCAUUGUUAAAUAAUUUGGACUAAAACGGUUCAUUAGACUACAAUACAUUAAAAUCACGCUUUCCUAGACGAACAACCAUUUGCGCUCAGUCACACCUAAGGACAAUUUUGAAUGUUCCAUUAACCUGUCAUGCAUGUUUUUGGGAGUGUGGGAGAAAACCGGAGUACCCAGAGAAAAUCCACAGAGGCGGGGGGGAACAUGCAAACUCCACAUAGGAAGGCCGGAGCUGGAAUCGAACACUGCACUGCACGGUGAGGCCGAUGUGCUAACCAGUUGACCACUGCGCGCUCUAAAGUCUGUCCUUAAUCAAAAUAUUGAUAACUUUGAUAUUUAUGAACUAGCCGUUAAUGCAAAGGCUAGCUGUUGGACCCUAAAAGCAAAAUGUUAUUUACUGAAUAUAGUCAAUAUACUCCUGGAAAGACAUUGAAAUAAAUAUUUGAUACAAAGUCA
Molecule: messenger RNA, 3009 nt
Organism: Hippocampus zosterae (dwarf seahorse)
Lineage: Eukaryota; Metazoa; Chordata; Actinopteri; Syngnathiformes; Syngnathidae
Gene: hspa5
Product: heat shock protein 5
Exons: 8
Coding region: 80-2032 (650 amino acids)
Biological process (GO): cellular response to unfolded protein; endoplasmic reticulum unfolded protein response; protein refolding
Cellular component (GO): nucleus; membrane; endoplasmic reticulum chaperone complex
Molecular function (GO): ATP-dependent protein folding chaperone; ATP binding; misfolded protein binding
Source: RefSeq, a predicted model, not a curated record